UUGUCAUGCGUCUGCUAGUGUUAUUGCUGAUGUCUACUUGUUUGGUGGCAACAGACACCAAGAAAAAAGGCAAACAACCCAAAGACAAGCAGAAACAGAAGCAUCGCCAGUGGUUAAAACAUCCUUUCUACCUCCCCCCAGGGAAGCACUUUAUUGAUGAGAGCAUUCAACCUGGAAAACAGAACCCCAAGAAGCAGGCCCAGCAAAUGAACCACAAGACUGUCGUCAACGGGCCAAAUCCAUUCUAUCAAUAUAGAACUGGUAAAACAGGUUUUAAGAUUCUGUUUUAUGAUCCAAAAGGACAAGCCGACAUUGCGCAGAUUCCAGCCUUCGGGACAAAACCUGCAAAGGCAGGUUCAAAAAUGGGACAAACAGGUUUCAAGAAAUUUCCAAUGUACGAUACCAAAACCGGUCAAGCAGGUUAUGUGCCUAUUCCAAUGUACAGGACAAAAACAGGAAAAACCGGUUUCAAGAACUUUCCAUUGUAUGAUACCAAAGCUGGUCAAGCAGAUUUUGGGCCGAUUGCAAUGUAUGGAAUCAAAUUUGGAAAAAAGAAUUUCCCGAUGUACAGACAAUCUGGUUAUAACCAGAUGCCAAUGUACCAAAUGAUGCCUGGACUAGUGCCAUAUAAUACGCCAUCUGCUGGUAUAGUACCUGUACUGGACAUAGCCGCACAACCAACCCAGUCUAUGUAUUUAAAUUCACCUACAUCUCCGGUUCAAGGAAUAGAUGCACCUUUGCUUGCAGCCAAUCAAAUGAACAUGAUGUACCCUACAGGUUUGACAGGUGAAACAGGUUUGACUGGUGAAACAGGUUUGACUGGUGAAACAGGUUUGACUGGUGCAACAGGUUUGACUGGUGCAACAGGAUUGACUGGUGCAACAGGACUGACCGGUUUUGAAAAUGUUUUUAUGAACCAACAACAAGGUUUUUCUUUGCCUGGUUUUCCAGGAUUACCUCUUGCUUCUCCUGCUUUACAAGCUAGUGAGGCACUGGCCGAGUCUGUAUUGGGCCAGGCGGCCAACGCCCAGGCCAAAUCGAUCAUUAGUGGAAUCAGUAAACAAAAUGACCCAUCUUUUACUGUUAGUGUUGAUGGAGUCGUCAGAUCCGUUGUAAAGAAAGGUGAUUCUGCAGUCAAUCUUGAUGCUGGUGGAGCAAGCAUUUCUCUAUCGAAAAAGAACAAAGUUUUAAAGCAGAUAAAAAAGAAACGACAGUAAAAUCUUUUCCUUUGAGCUUGAGUUUGAGUUUGCAGAUGGGUUGAAGAUACGUCUUGCAGCAAGUUAGACGAGUUGCACCAAAUAACUGAGAAACGAGUUGCUGUAUGCUAGACGAAUUGCUGCAUGUUAGACGAAUUGUUUCAUAUUAGACGAAUUGCUGCAAGUAAGAAACGAGUUGCUGAUCGUAAAUAUUUCUGUUUUGAACGGGUAAAUUUUAUAACGCAUGACGUUUCUGCUUAUCUGAUUACUUUUCAUUUAUUUCCAUCCAACUAAACAAUUAAUAAAUUUCUUUUGUGAGGACUUUUAUUUAGGUAUUAGGUAUAUGAAAAACUAUGGAAUAAACAAAGAGAAAAUUUAAAACAUUUUCUCUUGGUUGAACUGUAAGGCAGGACAAGUCUGAGAAUAUCUAAAGCAUUGAUAACUAAUGUACGGUUAGAGCGCAGCAGCUAAGUAGUGUAAGUGGUGUUUCUAGGAUUUGUUCUUGGUGCAAAAGAACUUGUUUUAAGGACAUCCAGUCAGGAAUAAAUAAGUGAUUUGGGUAUAACGAUAUCCGCAAAAAAUAAA
Actinia tenebrosa (Australian red waratah sea anemone) is the source of this 1781-nucleotide messenger RNA. RefSeq lists its product as uncharacterized. The record is from RefSeq and is a predicted model, not a curated record. Lineage: Eukaryota; Metazoa; Cnidaria; Anthozoa; Actiniaria; Actiniidae.